This is a messenger RNA of Knipowitschia caucasica, 1800 nucleotides long. The record is from the annotation of a GenBank genome assembly. Lineage: Eukaryota; Metazoa; Chordata; Actinopteri; Gobiiformes; Gobiidae.
AUGGCUCCACCAGACCCCCGCUCCCUGCUCGUCUUUGCACUUGUAGUCGUCCUGCUCUCCUGUCACACGUGGGAAGUGCGGGCCACUGCGGAGGUGAACAUGGAGGACCGAGUGGACGUGAUGCUCGGAGACAGCGCACAGAUCACCUGCAUGUUCAGCUCCGAGGACGGACCCGGAGGAACCAUGAUACAGUGGUUUUAUCAGGUGGCGCGCACAGGGGAGAAGAAGAGGAUCUACAACCUGGAGAGUGGAAUCAGCUUACCGGACAAGGGCACGCCGUUUUCAGAGCGCAUCAACGUGAACGGCAGCGCGGCCUCAGGAGCCGUGGUGAUGACCAUCAACGACGUCCAGCUGAAGGACGAGCUGGAGUUCAUCUGCAUCGUCAAAAGUCUCACUGACGGCACAGCAGAGGGCCGCACCAAGCUCAGAGUGUUCCAAACCCCCGAAGCACCCACCAUCAUUGGAGCACAGCAAGGGAUUUCAGUCCAGGAAACAGAUCUUUCAAAAAUUGGGACUUGUGAAGUCAAAAACGGCUAUCCGAGGCCAAACAUCACAUGGUACAAAAACACCACUCCAAUACACAGCAUUCGUGACGAGGUGAAUGUUGUGCCGAGCGUGACGACAGAAUCCAGUGGGCUGUACUCGGUGAAAAGUGAACUAUCCAUGAAAGUGAUGAAGGAGGACGCAGACGCCGUGUUCUCCUGCGAGGUCACCUACUUUUCCCCCGGGUGCGAGACUCGGAUGGUGGAGACCAGCGCCAUCGACAUCACGGUGUACUAUCCACACACGUCCAUAAAGGUGUGGGUGGAGUCUCCAAAAGGAAAGAUCAAGGAGGGAGACACGCUGGAGAUCCACUGUUCAGGCGACGGCAAUCAUCCAUCCACCACCUUCAACAUAGGCGUCGAAGAGAAGGUUUUAAUAGAAGGCAAAGUGUUAGUGGUAGAGAACGUCACCCGCCUGGACUCCGGCGUUUACCGCUGUACGGCUCUGAACAUGGAAUCAUGGAUUGAAAUCUCUGAAAACACCACAGUAUUUGUCGACUAUCUAGAGGAUGUUGUGAUUAAGCCUGAAAAAAUCAUUGAAGUGCUCCAAGGAGAUAACGGGGAGGCGACCUGCAACGCCCUGUCCUCCCUGAACACGCAAACCACCUGGUUUAAGAAUGGACAGGAGGUGAGUAAAGGCCACACGUUGUCCUUAAAUGAUGCCAGCUUUGAGACGGCUGGGACCUACGUGUGCGUGGUGACUGCGCUGGAGGUGGACGGGGUGGAGAGGAGCGGGGCGGUGCGUGUUCACGUUCAGGGCGCCCCAGAGAUCCUGACUCCUGAGAACGCUGAGCUGGAGGAGAGCGUGGACCAGACCGUGGAGCUCAGCUGCUACGUGCGAGGGUACCCCCAUCCCACCGUCACCUGGUCCACCUCCGAGGGAAAGAUUGUUCCCACAGCUUCAAACACAGAGACUGACGACGGGCUCAUCAGCAUGGCCAGCGUCACGGUAACAGGCGACGUCAUCGUCUUCUGCAACGCCACCAACACGUUAGGAGAGGACUCUGUGGCCUUCAGCAUCAAAGCCAAGGGCAGUGGUGUUAUAAUUGCGGUCAUCAUCGUGUGCAUUCUGCUGCUGGCCAUUCUGGGCAGUGUCCUGUACUUCCUCUACAAAAAGGGCAAGAUCUGUGGUCGAUCUGGCAAACAGGAUCUAAACAAAGGCAAGGCUGGGAAAGACAACAUUGUAGUAGAGAUGAAGAGUGACAACACAGAAGAAGCGGUACUCCUUGGUGUCAAUGGAGAGAAACAACUUCAGUGA